GUCGCGGCGGGGCCAUGGCGGCGUCGGAGACGAAGAUCAUCUACCACCUGGACGACCAGGAGACGCCCUACCUGGUCAAGCUGCCGCUGCCGGCCGAGCGGGUCACGCUGGGCGACUUCAAGGCGCUGCUCAACCGGCCCAACUACAAGUUCUACUUCAAGUCCAUGGACGAUGAUUUCGGGGUGGUGAAAGAGGAAAUUUCAGACGACAACGCAAAGCUUCCCUGCUUCAACGGGCGAGUGGUGUCGUGGCUGGUGUCCGCUGAGGGAUCUCAUUCGGAUGCUGGGUCCGUUUGUGCCGAAAGUCAGCCGGAACUGCCACCCUCCAUCGAACGAACUGGAGGCAUCGGAGAUUCUAGGCCUCCUUCGUUUCACCCAAAUAGUGGGGGAAGCCGCGAGAACCUGGACAAUGAGACGGAGACAGACUCCGUGGUGUCAGUUCAGAGGGAACGGCCACGCAGGAAGGAAGGUCCGGAGCACGCCCCCAGGGUGAACGGGAUGACCAAGGGGGACCGGCGGCGGGAACUGGGGGGCUAUGAAAGCUCCUCCACCCUGAUGAGUAGUGAACUGGAGACCACCAGCUUCUUUGAUUCCGAUGAGGAUGAUUCCACCAGCAGGUUCAGCAGCUCUACAGAACAAAGCAGCGCCUCCCGUCUUAUGAGGAGACACAAACGCCGUCGGCGGAAACAGAAAGUAGCCCGAAUUGAGAGGUCUUCGUCUUUUAGCAGCAUCACCGAUUCCACCAUGUCGCUGAAUAUCAUCACCGUUACGCUCAACAUGGAAAAAUAUAACUUCCUGGGCAUCUCCAUUGUUGGGCAAAGCAACGAACGUGGUGAUGGAGGCAUCUAUAUUGGUUCCAUUAUGAAGGGAGGCGCUGUGGCCGCUGAUGGAAGAAUUGAACCCGGAGACAUGCUGCUGCAGGUGAACGAUACCAACUUUGAGAACAUGAGCAACGACGAUGCCGUACGAGUGCUGAGGGAAAUUGUGCACAAACCGGGGCCCAUCACGUUGACGGUCGCCAAGUGCUGGGAUCCGAGUCCCAGAGGCUGCUUCUCAUUACCCAGGAUUGCUCCCCAGCGAAUCUGGGCUGGGCCAGAGUCUCCAUGCUCCGAUCCGGGUGAGCCUAUCCGACCCAUCGACCCGGCGGCUUGGGUGUCCCACACCGCGGCGAUGACCGGCACUUUCCCUGCGUACGGUAUGAGCCCAUCCAUGAGCACAAUCACUUCCACCAGCUCUUCCAUCACCAGCUCCAUCCCAGAAACGGAACGUCUUGAUGACUUCCACCUCUCCAUCCAUAGCGACAUGGCCACCAUCGUCAAAGCCAUGGCCUCGCCAGAAUCAGGCUUGGAGGUGCGCGACCGCAUGUGGCUGAAGAUUACCAUUCCCAGUGCCUUCAUUGGUUCAGAUGUGGUCGACUGGCUGUACCAUCAUGUGGAGGGCUUCACCGACCGGCGAGAAUCCCGCAAGUACGCCAGCAACCUGCUGAAGGCUGGUUAUAUCCGACAUACGGUCAACAAAAUCACCUUCUCGGAGCAGUGCUACUACAUCUUUGGAGACCUCUGUGGAAACAUGGCCAACUUAUCCUUGCAUGACCAUGAUGGAUCUAGCGGGGCCUCCGACCAGGAUACGCUGGCUCCGUUACCUCACCCAGGAGCGGCCCCCUGGCCCCUAGCUUUUCCUUACCAGUAUCCACCUCCACACCCCUACAACCCCCACCCCGGCUUCCCUGAGCCGGGUUACAGCUACGGAGGGGGCAGCGCAGGAAGUCAGCACAGUGAAGGAAGCCGCAGCAGCGGUUCAAACCGCAGUGGCAGCGAGAGACGGAAGGACCGAGACCCCAAAGCCGGAGAGUCCAAGUCGGGCGGUAGCGGCAGCGAAUCUGACCACACCAGCCGUAGCAGCAUUCGCCGGGAGCGAGCGGCCAGCGAAUGCUCCGUGCCGAGCAGCCAACGUAGCCAUCACUCCAUGGCUCACAGCGUGCGCAGCCACCACAGCCAGCAGUCUUACGGCCCUCCCGGCCUCCCACCUCUCUACAGCCCUCCCAUGCUCCUGAUGCCGCCACCCCCUUCCGCCCUGGGACCGCCCGGGGCUCCCCCGGGCCGAGAUCUGGCCUCGGUGCCCCCUGAACUGACCGCCAGUAGACAGUCAUUCCGAAUGGCCAUGGGCAACCCUACCAAGAAUUAUGGGGUCUUUGACUUCCUUUGAGCUGGCCAGCCGUGGUUGGGGAGAGCCGCGGCGCGCGGUGGUGGUUUGGUUCCUCCUGCCUCCAGGAGAGGAAGAGACAGAGCCUUUUCAACCUGCUUUAGGGGCGCAAGAUGACUUCUUGGUUUUGGAAAGACGUCCUUCCUUCUCCGUCAGCCCGGGAGGGAAGCAGGGCUGAGCUCCCGACUGUGUCCUUCUUCGCCAGCAGCGUAGCCUUCACCCGUGAGACUCUUGAGAUGGACCUGCUAGAUGGUGGCGACUUCCCUUUCUUCGCUGAAUCCUCAAACUGGGAUGAAGGUUUUCCUAGGGAAAACGCUGGAGGUUAAACUCGGGUGCUUGAUGUCCGGAAGAAAUCCAGGACGAGAGGGCCAGGACACUGUCUCCACUCCAAGGCUAGGUUCCUCAAGAUCUCCAAAACUUUUCUUUUCAAAAAAAAAAAACAACAUUGAGUAAAUGCAAAGAAAACUCUUAUCAAAAAAACCAGGAUUGCUUGCUUGCUUGCUUGCUUUUUGGAACACCAGUGUUGACCACGAAUCACAUUUGGGUUGCACUGCUGUUGGACGUGUCCGUAGAUUUUUUCCCCCUGCUACCACUUUGUCACAAACCUACAGUUUUCCAUCAUCUCUCUGGGAAAUUUUGAGUUCUUUCCCAUCCCAUCUUGCCCUUAUUAUCAUUGGUUUUUUUCCCUUUCAUUGCUAUGUGGAUUGGCACUGCCUUCGUUCUUUGUGUGUGUGUGUGUGUGUGUGUGAAAACAAUCCCGAAACAAGGGGGAAAAAAAAACAAUUAAGGUCCUGGGAGAAAUGUGAAAAGCAUUUAUCCAGGGGUGAAAUUCAAAUUUUUUCCCUACCGGUUCUGUGGGCGUGGCUUGAUGGGUGUGGCUGGGGAAGGAUAUUGCAAAAUCUCCAUUCCCUCCCCACUCCAGGGGAAGGAUACUGCAAAAUCCCCAUUCCCUCCCCACUCCUGGGGGAAGGAUAUUGCACAAUCUCCAUUCCCAUCCCACUCUGGGGCCAGCCAGAGGUGGUAUUUGCCGGUUUUCCAAACUACUCAAAAUUUCCGCUACCGGUUCUCCAGAACCUGUUAGAACCUGCUGGAUUUCACCCCUGCAUUUAUCCCUGAAGGGAAGGACUGACUUCUAAGAGAUUGUGUUAGGGUUGACACUCUUUCGUUCUCUCCUUCCCUUCUGCAUGAUUUCUGGGAGUUAACAAACUUUUCUGCUUGUAUGUAGCCUGUUUUUGUUUUUUUUUUAAAUAAUACUGGUUGCAGAAUUCAACUUCCGGUUCCUGUUUUUAGCAAAUCAAAUUUUCUCUUUGUUUCGAAGUUGGACGAUCUGGACAGUUGGCUUUUGAAAUCUUUUGAAAGCCAGGAGAAAGACAGAGAGAAGAUGAUGCUUAUUCCUCUCGUGGCUCGGCACAUAUCGAGGGCAUCGUGAAAGCACAAACAGCUGACAUUUGCCAGCCUGGUAUUCCAUUUGCUCUCCGACCUCAUCCCGCCAUCGAAAUAUGGACAAAUUCUGAUCCUUAAGGGCUGGUUCCCCACAACACACUGAAGCACAAACUAAAGAUCUUACUGAAUCCAUGGACUCCUCCGAGUAUCUUCCUUAUCUUUCUGUGGGAUAUUGUCUUCUCACUUCCCUAGUCUGGCAUCAACAACCGAUUUCCUACUGACCUAUCCAAACACUAACCAGAUCCAGUACACGUUUGUUGUUUGGAGGUCAGCCAAGGUCAGCUAGGAGCUGCCACAUGCUGCGGAGUAUCCCGUCCUGCUUUACCUACACUUAAUACGUGGUAUGAACCCUUCUAAAGGGAACGCAGCUUUGUGGCGUUCCCCUUUUAAUUGUGGCGGCGUCAGCAGCUCUUCCUUACCUGCUUCCUGUGCAGGAUCAUGUCAGGGGUGCAUAGGCUCCCGAGUUCCUUUGCUUUUUAGCUUCAGUGUCCAUCCGUCGAGCGUCACUGUGAAGAGCGAAUCUGGAGAACCCAUGAGUGACACGGGGGGAACUUAACGAUGGCGGUUAAACCCAGCUGUUCAUUGGCAUUUGGGAUGCCCAGAAGGGAAAAGCGGGGAGUGGCAUUUGCUUUGCUAGUAAAGGACUCGUACGGUCAACCUCGAUCAGGAAAAAUGCUUAUAAUCAUGCCAAGUGACUUUCAGGGGUCUCAUCAGGUGCUUCAUCGUUUGGUUUUACCUUGAGGCAAAAGUUCUGUUCGGUUUGUUUGGGGCCAGUUUUGGUCUUCCUACUGAUUUGCCCUACCUAUGAAAUUUUUUUCCCUACCUUAGAUUUGGUGGGCAUGGCCAUCGGCCAUUCUGAAAGGUGGGAGGCGUUUUUGUCAGCUCUCGUCACUUCUACGAGAUGCUGCGAUUCCAAUAAGCCUAACGCCUUUUCUCUGACUGGUAGUCAAGAAUAAUAAGUAGAUGUUUUACGGUGAGACCUUUUUGGUCCUGCGUGCCUGGUGUUGGUAGAACCAGGCAAAAUUUGCAGGUCUGAGGCCACAUCCAGUCCAGCACCUUUCAGGUUACCCUUCACUUUCAUUCCUACUGGGUUUGAAUCGGGGAUGAAAUGCUAUUGGUUCGGACUGGUUCUCCCGAACCAGUAGUAAAAAUUGCUACCAGUUCGGGUGAACCGGUAUUUCCGACGAUCAGCUGUGGCGCACGAUUUAUAUUAGCUAGAAUCAUCGGAUUUCCUGCUUUCUAGCUAAUCUAAUUCGCGUGGCACAGCGGAUUUCCCUCCCCCGCUGUUCUACUUACCUUUGCAGCAGUGGUGAAAUCCAAACUUUUUUACUACCGGUUCUGUGGGCGUGGCUUGGUGGGCGUGACUUGGUGGGCAUGGCAGGGGAAGGAUACUGCAAAAUCUCCAUUCCCACCCCACUCUGGGGCCAGCCAGAGGUGAUAUUUGCCGGUUCUCCGAACUGCUCAAAAUUUUCCGCUACCAGUUCUCCAGAACCUGUCAGAACCUGCUGGAUUUCACCCCUGCUUUGCAGACUCUGAAGGCUUCAAAAUGUUCCUUUUUUAGUGCUGCGCGGACGUGCCUCAAGUGUACACGCAAAACAUGCGCUCGGUAGCAGACUCACAGAACCGGUAGCAGAUUUCAGAGGAUUUCACUGCUGGUUUGAAUAGCAUCCCCAUCUUUCAGUCUACGGUGAAGUGGCGAAGGAAAGGAGGGGGCUGGGAAGCAGUGCCGGCUGAGAACAAAACUAUUACAGGCGGUCCUUGACUUAACAACCCUUCAGUGACUUUUUGAAGUUGCAACGGCGCUGGGAAAAAAAUGACUUAUAAGUGGUCUUCCUUGUUAUGAUCGUUGCAACAUCCCCAUGGUCAUGGGUCAAAAUUCAGACUGAGAUGUAUAUAUGAUGGUUGCAGGUUCCGGGGGUCGUGUGAUUGCCGUUUGCAACCUUCCAGCCGACUUCACACAAGGAAAUCGGAUUCGCUUAACGGCCAUCGCCCCCCCCAAAAAGCCGUAACAUUGGGGGUGACUCACUUCGCUGCCUUGUUUAGCAACACAAAUUGGUUCCAACUGGGGUUGUAAAUUGAGGACCGUCUGAUUUUUGAAGUCGGGGGGUGGGGGGCAGAGUAGAGUUGGUGUAGGGAAAAAAAAAGUGACAUUUUGCCCUUCAUACUUGAUUUGCUUUUAGGAUCUCUGUCCGUCAUGCCUUCUCUUCAUGGGUUGAAGGAACCGCAAAUGUUUGGCCUUGAAGAAGGGGGUAGAGAAACCCCACCUAGUGACUGCUAUCUUGAAAGCUCUUUGCUUAGGUACAGAUCCCACACUAGGCCCUUUCACUGAACAAGGAUUGUGCCUUUCCAUUCGCGCACACACAUUCCCUGAUGCUAUGUAAAUUGUCUUCCGGGUCAACAGCCACAUGGGUUUCCUUAGACUCAAGGAUUAUCUUGUUUCUGUGUCGUUUUUUUUUUUAAAACGUUCUGCAAUUUCUUUGAUUCACAGUUAGUAUUUUUCAGGCCACCGCCCCUAAUUUUAUCUGCCGCCGUCUUUUUUUUUUAUGUCCUCUUUGCCAUAAAAACAACUUUGACUCUCCCCCCCCCGCCCCCCUCCCCCCCCCACUUCCCGGUACACCCUCCAUCUGUUGCUGGUCCCUUCCCUUCGGUUUUCUUCCUCCUGACGUUGGUGCUACCGUCUCAUCAUGCAUAUUGCCUUACCUCCUCUUCCUUGGUUUUAUAUCAAUCGAAAACUUCCUAUGUGUUUUUAUUUAUAAAAUAGUUUUAUUGGACUCCA
Molecule: messenger RNA, 6420 nt
Organism: Pantherophis guttatus
Lineage: Eukaryota; Metazoa; Chordata; Lepidosauria; Squamata; Colubridae
Gene: DVL3
Product: dishevelled segment polarity protein 3
Biological process (GO): intracellular signal transduction; canonical Wnt signaling pathway
Cellular component (GO): cytosol
Molecular function (GO): frizzled binding
Source: RefSeq, a predicted model, not a curated record